GUUUAUCAUUUAGUAGUUUGGAGUUGGAUAUUUACAUCGUGUCGUAAAAGAGAAAAUAAAAUUAUUUAUUUAUUAUAGAAAAGUAAUUUUAUAAUUUUUAAUAAUCAUGUCGUUAGCUGAUGAAUUGUUGGCUGAUCUUGAGGAAGAUGAAGAAAAAUUCAAACCAGAUCCAGAUAUGGAUUAUGUUCCUGAUGUUUUGCAGACACAUACACCUAUGGAACAAGAUAUAAAAGUAAAUUCCGUCCGAGAACUAGCAAAACUCCUGGACUCUCCAGAGCUGCAGAACAUAAUAAUCCAAAUAGACAAAUACAGUAAACUACCCCGUAAAUCCUCGGACAUAAUCGGGCCAGUAGAAUCCGACGCAGAGUACCAAUUAAUAGUCGGAGCGAACAACAUGGCGGUGUCAAUCGACGACGAGAUAGCGACGAUCCACCGCUUCGUGCGAGACAAGUACUCCAAAAGAUUCCCGGAGCUGGAGUCUUUAGUAGUAGGCCCGCUGGAGUACGUAAAAACAGUCCGAGAGCUGGGCAACGACCUGGACAGGACCAAGAACAACGAGAACCUCCAGCAGUUCCUGACCCAGGCGACGAUCAUGGUGGUCUCGGUGACAGCCUCGACGACCCAGGGCCAACUAUUGACCGAGGAGGAGAAGGACGCGAUUUGCGAGGCCUGCGACAUGGCUCUGGCGCUGAACAACUGCAAGCUGAAGAUCUACGAGUACGUCGAGAGCAGGAUGGCUUUUAUUGCUCCGAACUUGUCGGUGAUUGUCGGAGCCUCCACUGCUGCUAAGAUCAUGGGAGUCGCCGGGGGUCUCACUAAGCUCUCCAAGAUGCCCUCCUGCAAUUUACUCGUCCUCGGGGCUCAGAAGACCAUGCUCUCGGGGUUUUCCCAGACAACCGCGCUCCCUCACACUGGGUUCAUUUUUUAUUCAGAAAUUGUCCAGGAGGCGCCGCCGGAGCUCAGGAGAAAGGCUGCGAGGCUAGUCGCGUCCAAAAGCAUGCUCGCCGCGAGGGUCGACGCUUCUCAUGAGAGCACUGAUGGACACAUUGGUCAGGCCUUUCGUGACGAGAUCGAGAAGAAGCUUGAUAAAUUGCAGGAACCCCCGCCGGUUAAAUUUAUCAAGCCGCUUCCCAAGCCCAUCGAUCCUGGCCGGAAGAAGAGGGGUGGAAAGCGUGUCAGGAAGAUGAAGGAGCGGUAUGCUACUACUGAAUUCAGGAAACAUGCUAAUAGAAUGAAUUUCGCUGAUAUUGAAAGCGACGCAUACCAAGAAGACCUCGGCUACAGCCGCGGUACAAUUGGUAAAGCCGGAACCGGAAGAAUAAGACUCCCCCAAAUCGACGAAAAAACCAAAGUCCGUAUCUCCAAAACCCUUCAAAAGAAUCUCCAAAAGCAGCAGCAGUGGGGCGGCAGCACCACUGUAAAAAAACAGGUCUCAGGAACGGCAUCCAGCGUGGCGUUCACUCCACUCCAGGGCCUGGAGAUCGUGAACCCUCAAGCCGCCGAGAAAAAAGUAAACGAGGCGAACGCAAAAUAUUUCUCAAACACCGCCGGUUUUUUGAAUGUCAAAAAAUCGUAGAUUUAAAUAUUGCCAAUUAAGUGUCUGAAUUUGACUAGUUAAGUAAAUAAAUUAUAACUAAAAAAAAA
Messenger RNA from Cotesia glomerata, 1644 nucleotides. RefSeq names its product U4/U6 small nuclear ribonucleoprotein Prp31 (gene Prp31). The transcript has 4 exons. The coding region runs from base 107 to 1576 and encodes 489 amino acids. Lineage: Eukaryota; Metazoa; Arthropoda; Insecta; Hymenoptera; Braconidae. Gene Ontology annotation, cellular component: precatalytic spliceosome; U4 snRNP; U4/U6 x U5 tri-snRNP complex. The record is from RefSeq and is a predicted model, not a curated record. Gene Ontology annotation, biological process: mRNA splicing, via spliceosome; spliceosomal tri-snRNP complex assembly.